Messenger RNA from Scaptodrosophila lebanonensis, 954 nucleotides. RefSeq names its product trypsin-1-like. Lineage: Eukaryota; Metazoa; Arthropoda; Insecta; Diptera; Drosophilidae. Bases 1 to 954 code for a protein of 317 amino acids. The transcript has 3 exons. Gene Ontology annotation, molecular function: serine-type endopeptidase activity. The record is from RefSeq and is a predicted model, not a curated record. Gene Ontology annotation, biological process: proteolysis.
AUGCGUUCCCUACUGCUGUUGCUCGGCUGCAGCCUCUGCUUAUGUGCGCAGGCGCAAUACCAAUACGAAUCUCCGCAGCCCGUGCACAACACCUUGGCGCAACAGUUCAGCGAUGUGUUGGAUCUGUCGGCUGAAGAGGAGCAGAGCCACAGCUUAAAGGCAGGACGAGGCAAGCAACGCCAGCAGUGUUCGCCGAAACAGAAUUGCUUUUGCGGCACACCCAACACUAACCGCAUUGUGGGCGGCCAACAGGUGCGCUCUAAUAAAUAUCCUUGGACUGCACAGCUGGUCAAGGGCCGUCACUAUCCGCGCCUCUUCUGCGGUGGUUCGCUGAUCAAUGACCGUUACGUGCUGACCGCAGCUCACUGUGUGCAGGGUAAUCGGGAUCAGAUCAGCAUUCGGUUGCUGCAGAUCGACAGAUCCUCCCGCGAUCCUGGCAUUGUCCGCAAGGUGACGCGUACCAUUAUUCAUCCCAAUUACGAUAACCAGCGCAUUGUCAACGAUGUGGCCCUAUUGCGUCUCGAGUCCCCCGUGCCCCUAACUGGAAACAUGCGUCCCGUGUGCCUGCCCAAUGCCAAUCACAACUUCGAUGGCAAGACGGGUGUUGUUGCGGGAUGGGGUCUAAUCAAGGAGGGCGGUGUCACCUCCAACUAUCUGCAAGAGGUCAGCGUGCCCAUCAUCACCAACCAGCAGUGUCGCACCACGCGCUACAAGAACAAGAUUGUGGACGUCAUGCUAUGCGCUGGUCUGGUCAAGUCGGGUGGCAAGGACGCUUGCCAGGGUGACAGUGGUGGUCCCCUGAUUGUGAACGAGGGUCGCUACAAGCUCGCCGGUGUGGUGUCCUUCGGCUACGGUUGUGCUCAGGCCAAUGCGCCAGGAGUUUAUGCACGUGUCAGCAAAUUCCUCGACUGGAUCAAGGCGAACACUGCCGAUGCCUGUUACUGCGCCAGCUAA